This is a messenger RNA of Cotesia congregata, 5742 nucleotides long. The record is from the annotation of a GenBank genome assembly. Lineage: Eukaryota; Metazoa; Arthropoda; Insecta; Hymenoptera; Braconidae.
AUGGCGGGAUUGAAAUUUUUAUUAAAAAUAGUAAUAUUUAUAAUAUGUGCCAUAACACAAUCAACAUGGAAUAUUGCAUCGGCAUCACGACUUAAUGUACCAAGAGUUUUAUUACCAAUAUUCAACGAUUUUCCAGUCAAUUUUACGUUGGAAGUAACCGAAGGAGGUUGUUACCAAUGGUCUACGUCACGCUUAGACAUAAUUCAUUUAAUUCCUAUAAAUGAAAAUCCAGACCACACAUGUUCAUCGGCGGUUAUUGUACAAAGUGUUACAAGAGAUUUAACCCGCAAUACAGCGAUAGUACUUGCUGAAGAUAUAAAUACUGGUCAAUUUUUACGUUGUGAUGUAAUUGUUGAUGUUAUAUAUUCUUUAAGCUUAGUAUCAACGACAAGAGAAUUAUUUAUUGAAGAAGCUCCCGAGGCAUUUGAAGUGAGAGCUAAUGAUGAUCAAGGAAAUGAAUUUACAACCUUAACUGGGGUUGAAUUCAUAUGGACUAUUGGAAAUGGUGACAAAAGUUCAAGUCUAGAUACUGCUAAUAGUGUAUUGAGAUUUAUAACCUUUCAAGAGUCGCCAUACGAGACACCUUCUUCAAUUGCAAUGCUUGAUGGUACUGGAAAAACAGGAAGCAUUGUUUUAUUGGAAGGUGUUAAAACUGGUACAGCUAAAGUUGCAGCUAAAUUACCUCAUAUUGAGUACAAAGAUGUGCCGUCUGUUGAAGUUGAAUUAAUUGUUGUUGCUAAUCUUAUAAUAAUACCCACUGAUGUUACAGUAAUGGCUUUUGACAGUAUUAAAUACAAAAUAAUGCAAGUACACCAGGGACGACUAGAAAAAAUAAAUUUGCCAUUUAGUCAAUAUUAUUUAGAGGCUGAACACCCUGAUACUUUAGAUAUAGAUAAUGAUAGUGGUAAAGCAUACGCAUUAUCAAAUGGUAAAACUAAGGUUUCACUUCAUGAUAAAAAUGUUAACGAAGAUUAUGGUAUUGUCCUACCGACGGCUACUGUUAAUGUUAAUUCUGUUGACUACAUUACAAUCACCGUGUUACCUAAUAGAAAUCGUGGAUUAAUAUUGGGUGAAACACAUGAAAUUAUCGUUGAAUUGUUUGAUACUAAAGAUCAUAAGUUUUAUAUCGGAGAUGGUGUAGAAGUUAUGAUUACGAUAGAUUCAAAAUAUUUUCAUACUAAAUUCACAAGUAAAAAUGGAACUUAUGUUGUUGGAGUUCCUAUUUCUUGUGGUACAACAACUGUUGAAGCUAAAUUGCAUGGUGUAAUUGAUAAAAAUGGUAAAAAAAUUCCAUUACCAACUCCACUGGUUGCUAAAGCUGAUUUGAUUAUUCAUACACCAGUCAUUAUUAAUCCAAAAAUAUUAGCAGUGCCUUGGGAUCCUAAGAGUAAAUCGCGAUUGGAUGUACCUCUAAAAGCAAGUGGAGGUGAUGGUACAUAUGUAUGGAACUCCAGACAGCCAUCAAUAGCUACUGUAAGCCAAAAUGGAGUUGUAAGAAUCUUAAAUCAAGGUACUACUGAUGUUAUUGUAUCAAUGGCCCGCAAUCAGUUCAAUAAUGACCGAGCAAAAGUUUACGUUAUGUUACCAACACGAUUAGAAAUAAUUCAAUAUAGUAUGGACGCAGCUACAGGUGAACCGAUUCAUCUAUACGUGGCACUGUAUGGUAAGUUAAAUAAUACACCGGAAGCAAAAGAAAUGCCAUUUACCGAUUGUCGUGAUACUUUGUUUGAAAUAUAUAUUUCUGACAAUAACUUUGUGCGGAACUCAACCAGUGAAUCGGUUCAGCCAAUAGGUAUUUCGUGUACAACUUUAACGGUAAUAGGAACAGAUAUUGGAUCCUCAAGUAUUACAGUAGCUUAUCGUGCUAAUGGACAAUAUCUAAUGGACAAUGUUACUGUAUCAGCUUAUGAGCCAUUAACGUCAAUCCAUCCAUCAAGUGCUGAAACUCUUCUUGCUGUCGGAUCUUCGAGGAAUAUUAUUUUUAAAGGUGGACCGCAUCCAUGGACUGGAAAACCAAAUAGUUUUGCAAGAGAAAUUGCAUUGUCGGAUGAAGAAAUAAUUCAAGUUAAUGAACUAGAUGAUACAGUUGGUGUUUCAAUAUUCAAAGUCACUUGUCGUGCUUUGGGUCAAGCUACAUUAACGUACAAAGUAUUUAAUAAACCAUUUUUUCCUAAUUGUUAUAGUACUGGUGCUACUGCAAUCGUACAAAUAAUUUGUAGUAAACCGAGAUACAUCUAUCUUCAACCAGAAUUUAAGGAUAGUAAAAAUUGUCCUAUUGGCAAUAAUGCUGAGAGAAUAAUGGCACAUGCAAAUCAACCUCUACGACUUGUAGUUGUAGUGAAGGAUGAAGAUGGUAAACGUUUUGAUAAUAUUACAAGUUUAAAUAUAGAAUGGACAUUGAAACCAUCUGGUAUUGGAUCAUUUCAAGUAUCAACGGGUAUUCUCGAGCAAACUUUUGUUGAUUAUAAUGUUAUUUUGCCAAUGACUCAUUAUCAAACAGUUAUUCCAAAAAAGCACAUGGGUACACUCACAAUAUCAGCUAAAAUUACGGAUUAUCAGAAAUUCAUACUGGCAAAAUUAAAAAUUAUACCAGAAUGGCCACCUUUUCCAAUAACUACCGAAAAAGGUAAUUUAGUAACACCACGUAUAACAGCAGAAUUAAAUAUAUUGUUAGUCAAUGAUACCGUAAUAACUCCGAAAAAAAUAAAAUUGCUAAAUGAUCCAAAUAUUAAAUAUUCAUUACAAGUAAAUCAAGGAUCUGGUUAUUAUGAAUUUAUACUCAGUGUUGAUGAUAUAGCAGACGUACGUUACAUUGAGCCAACUAAAACAAUUAGCGUUAUUCCAAAAAAAGCUGGUAUCCUUCAAGUAGCUUUGAAAGACCUUUGUUUAGAUUCUGCACCAGCGAUUGCGGAAAUUCAAGUUCAACAAUUAGCUGAAAUUGAAAUAGUAAGUGUAAAUAAAGUUGAAAAGGACAAAUGUAUUUUAGCUGCUGUUAAAUUAUUCGAUACUAUUGGCAAUUUGAUAGAAUUACCAUCAUUAGAAGCAUUUGAUCUGCACCCAGAAGUAGAUAACAAAUUUAUCGAACUAGUAAAACUACCCAUUAAUGAACAAGGCCAAUCGCCAUACUCACAAAUACUUUACAUGAUACAUGGUAUCCAAGAAGGUGAAUCAAGACUUAAUUUCAUAAGUGGUUACGGUGAUCAAGAAAUACGCAGCGAGUCGAAUAUUAUUCAAGUAUUUAUGCCGUUAAAAGUCACAAACAACAAUAUUACAAUACUAAUUGGUACAAUUUAUCAAAUUAUGACAAUUGGUGGCCCUGUAAAUGCACAAAUUGAAUUUACUGUAGACAACGAAGAUAUUGUAACUAUAAAUAACGAAGGAAUUUUUGAGGGUAAAAUGAUUGGCUCUACUAAAGUGAUUGCAGAGGCAGUUGGUCUAGAUUCUAAAGGUACUAGAGUUGUUUAUUCACAAGAUUUUGUAAAUAUUCACGUUAUUACAUUAGAAGGAAUUAGAAUUGUAACGCCAACUUCAAGAAUAAAAGUAGGAGCAACUAUUCCACUUUGGGCAUUUGGAAUACCCGAUCAAUUAACGCCAUUAGUAAUUGGAUCUUUGAAAUCACUACUUGUAUUUACUUGGUAUUCCAGUGAUUCCAAUCUAAUCAAUUUACACAACAUGUACGAAGGUACAGGGAUAAAUAUAAGAUACCAAAAUGAAGUGACAUUACGAGCAACAGCAUUAAAAUCAGGAUCAACAACCGUUUAUUUGAAUGUUACAAUUCCAUCUAAAAUAUUAUCGAGUUUUAAAGAAGAUGUGACAUUCAGUACAUUUAUUAAAAUCGAAAUUAUCGAAGAGUUGAGAUUAAUUAAUCCAGAAAUCACAGAUAGUAUGCCAGUUAUACUCAUGACUCCAAAUUCAAGUUUAAAGUUACAAACAAAUAAAGAUAAUUCUGGAAUUACAACUUAUAAAAUAGUAGUAUCAGGACAUUUAAAUGAAUCUGCUGAACCCAAUGCAUUAACUGCAACUAAAACAGUGACUGUUGACAAAAAUGGUAUGAUUAAAUCUGGCGAUUCAAUAGGUAAAACAAUAUUAUCAAUAACAAAUAUUGAAUCUUAUAACCGAAAACAGACAAUGACAAUAAUUAUCGAUGUUAAACCUGUUCAUUAUAUGAUGUUAUCAUUGAGUUCUAAUGUUCGAAUACGUGCUGGUGAAGAAUUAAAUGUUUUACCCAAGGGAAUGGAAUUAAAUUAUAUUAUUGAAUAUUUCGAUAAUAUUGGAAGUAAAUUUCAUGCCGCUGAGUUGAAAUUUGAUACUAUUUCUAAUCGCGGUGAUCUAGUUACAUUUACUUCAGAACAAUCAAAUAACCAACUAAAUGUUAAAUUUCACAACAAUGGUGAAUUGGUGGCUAAAGUAUACAGUGAUAAACAUACAACAAACAUAUUUGAUUAUGUCCAUAUGAUGAUUGGUGAUAUUAUAUUUCCAUCAAAAACAUUAUUGACCGUUGGUGAUAUUGUAUGCUUUUCAAUGCCUCUUUUGUCAACUAAAACUGGUGAUCCAGGAUUUUGGCAAUCAUCAAAACCUGAAAUUUUAUCCGUAGAUGCUGUUACUGGAAUAGGAAAAGCUAGGAAUCUAGGGCAAACAUUUGUCAGACAUAGUUUAACUGAUAACAAACAAGAUGAUAUUGAAGUCAACGUUGAACCUAUUUCCAAAAUAUCAUUAGUGUCAUUAAGAGGUAAAAAUAUAACAGGAAUGGAAAUCUUUAGUGUACCACUUGUAUUGAAAAGUAAAGAUGAAGGUAUUAAAGAGAAUAAUGUUCUGGCAAGAGGCUUACGUGGCUGUCGUACACGUACAUCAUUUACACUAGAUUCUUUCCCUUUUACGUGUACAGUACAAUUUGUAUCAAAGCUAUCAUCAGUUAAUAUUAAGGAUAUAUUUAUUGCUAAACCAAGAUUCGAUAUUGUAAGUGGCUUUUACUACUGUGACAUUAUUCCAAUUGGAAUACCGACAAUGGUGUCUAGUACAUUGGACACACGUAUUCAAAUUAAUGCUCAUAGUCAUGAUGUUGAAGGUAAUGCUUUGGAAAUAAUUUAUUUACCACCUGUAUAUAUUAAAUCAAGUGAUGUUACUUUUGUACAAACAAAUCCUCAAGUCAUAGCUACCGCUACACUGCAAAUUUAUGGGCUUAAAAGUGUAUUAGAACAUACCCGGCUUCAAGUACCAGAAGGUGUUGUGAUUCAUUCACAUGAAUUAACUACAUUGUCGACAUUACAAUUUAAUUUACGAUUAAUGCCAGAUAAAGAUGAUAUUCAAGGACAGAAAAUAAUUGUAAUUAAUGAACUUACACGACAAAAUAUCACACUUAUGAUCAGAACAUCUAGGAAUGAUUAUAACACAUUGUCUGGUAUCAAUUGGAUAGACUGUUUAUGUUAUCAUCAAUAUACAAUCAUCACACUCGCCAUAAUAAUCAUAACAAUGAUUUGGAUGUGGAAAAAUAAAAUCGCAAGUGUUGAUUUGUCUGUAAGAAAUACAACUGUUUUUGCAGACCAAAGUCCACCACCUAUGAAAAAAUGUCCAAAUCAGGUUAAUGUUAGCUCAACUAUAAAUCACUCAAUAAAUUCCUCUAGUCCACAACGAAGUCCAGAAUCACCUUUAAGACCAUUUUCAGCUUUUGAACCGGUGUAUGGUGAUCCGCGUGGUUUUUAUACACCAAAUACUAGACGAAACAUAUCCUUUAAUUGUUCUUAA